This is a messenger RNA of Aplosporella prunicola CBS 121167, 2145 nucleotides long. RefSeq lists its product as uncharacterized. The record is from RefSeq and is a predicted model, not a curated record. Bases 1 to 1905 code for a protein of 634 amino acids. Lineage: Eukaryota; Fungi; Ascomycota; Dothideomycetes; Botryosphaeriales; Aplosporellaceae. The transcript has a single exon.
AUGCUCCCUUUCAACCCGCUGCUCAACGCAUCGUUCGCCUCGUCCUCGGACCAAGCGUCGACGCAGGCGGACGCCGACGCCAACACGACCUACGACCCCUUCACGAGCGCGCGCUCGCCCAACCCGGCGCGCAACCCGCGCGCACACGGCAAGCACGUCUACACGCCCCUGGUGUUGCGCGCCUACCAGGCCGCGUUCAUGGACAAGCCGACGCCCGACUGGGACGCCAAGUUGCAGGCUGCGGGUGUGCUGGGCCAGCCCCGCGACACUUGGACCGCUGGGUACCUGGCGCGGCUUGAUGGGCCGGAGAAGCAGGAGCGGGCGCUCGAUUGGCGCGAGCGGAAGCUGAGGAAGGAGGAAAAGGAGCUGCAGAGGGAGAGGGAGAGGUUUGAGCGCGAGAAGAGGGAGGCGGAGGCUAGGUUUGGGAUGCUUGGGAGCUCGUUGGAUGGGUUUCGCCCGGAGUCCCCGUUUAGGAUGUUUGAGGGCUCGGUGGAGAGGCAUCGGCUUGAUGCUGAGAGAGUCAAGAGGGAGACGGAGCCCAAGGUUAAGAUGACGGAGAAGGCGUUCGAGCGUGGUCACGCGGAUGGCGAGAGGAAGACCCUCACAGCCCUGUCGACACAGCAGGCCAUGGGCCAUUUCGAGUAUCCUAUCAGCGCGCAAAAGUCCACGAAGAAGGUCACCACCACUACAACCACCACUCUUCAGCGGAAGCACGCCUUCACAAACGCUGGCAAGCAGGACUACUUCUCGCUGAAAAACGCUUUCACGCCGCUCAAGUACACGGGCAACCAGGACUUUGUCCCGCAGAAGUACGACGACAACGGCAACACCACCACCGCCUCGUCUCACAAGCGCGCCACCACUUCCUCCGCAAAGAAAGACUCCCCACUCACCGUCACCACGACCCCCACGCCCCCGAAGCCGAUCCCCCACCCGCACUCGCACUCGCACGGCAAGAAAAGCCGUCAAGCCUCCUUCACCAGCAGCAACAAUAGCUCGCCCCUGAAGCACAUGAUCUCGGCCUCUGACCUUGCCGUCGCCGCCUCGCCCCACAGUCACAGUCUCAGUCACACGCACCACCACCUCCAUGACAACGAGACGCACUACGACCACGACCACACCGACAACAACCCCUACACCCCCCUCGCAGGCCCAGCAGCGCACCUCCUCGCCCGUGCCCAACGCCACGCCGGCCUCAGCACUCUCACCGGGCCCGACAUCCGCGCCCUCACUGACCUAGGCGCCGGCAUGCAGCUUGGCGAGCUGACGGUGCCGACCGUGCCGUUCGUGCGUGCGGGCUUGCUAGGCGCGGCGGCGAGGGUCGUCGCGCUGGCCGAGGAGGCUGACGCUGAGGAAGACGAGCAUGCGACCAAAGUCGCGGAGACGACGGCCGCGUUUCUCGCGCUCUUGGAUGGCCCGCCGUCCGCAGAUCUGCCGCCGUUGUAUUGUCGGCCGGAAAGGGCUGUUGCUGCUGCUGCUGCUGCUGACAGCGGUAACUCUAUCACUGACUACGCGCACGCGCACGACCACGACGACGUCAACACCCACACCCAUACCCACAACCACGCCAACGACAAUGACGGCGCUCGCACGCCCACGCCCACGCCCACACGCGCCCCCCAGCCCCCGUACCCCACCUACCCCCGCACGCGCAGCAGCACUGUCCGCAUCCUCAACGUCCCGGCCAGCACGACCGCGGACGCGCUCCUAACCUUUCUAGAAGCGCGCAUCGGGCCCGUCUACAGUCUAGACGUGGAGACAGCGGCGCCGGGGUUCGGGUGCAAGACCGGCCGCGCCGUGUUUGCGUCGUUUGGCGGCGCGGAGCGCAUGUUGAUGCUGUCGGGGGUUGUUAGGUUGGGGGGGAAUGUGUUGUGCGGGGAGUUGAUUGAUUGGGUUCUUGCUUAGUGUGGGGUGUGUGGACGAUGCGAAUGAGUUACGCCUUCUGGCUUUUGUGAUGAGAGAUAGGUAGGGCGAUGGACAGGUGGGUAGGUAGACGCCGGUGCCUGCCUGCAUCGUACCGUUCUGUUAUGUACCGUACACACCUCAAAAGCCUCUAUGUAUGUACAGUAGGUAGUACAGUAUAGUAGCUAGCUAGAGCGGAGCCCAUCACUCACCCAACACGCACCCCAAACACGAACCCCUCAC